Herpailurus yagouaroundi (jaguarundi) is the source of this 1935-nucleotide messenger RNA. RefSeq names its product zinc finger protein 613-like. Gene Ontology annotation, biological process: regulation of DNA-templated transcription. The coding region runs from base 467 to 1015 and encodes 182 amino acids. NCBI's taxonomy places the organism in Eukaryota, Metazoa, Chordata, Mammalia, Carnivora, Felidae. The transcript is spliced from 2 exons. The record is from RefSeq and is a predicted model, not a curated record.
AUGUGCCUGUGUUUGUAUGGUGUGUCCCUUAAAGCAAAAGGAUUGUUAAAAAGCACUGACAGUGGAGGAAAUUUAGAAGUCACCCUUUUUUAUUUGAAUUUCCUACCUGUAACAAGGUAGUUUCUUUUUCUGAUCCCCACAUGCACCAUGUGUCUUCUAUUCUCAACCUGUUUGCCCUUGCUGCUUUUUUUUUCCCAACCCACUGGAAUACUUUCUCUUAAUUCUGUCUGAAAUUUAAAAAUCUGUUAAGGAUCUGUUGAGAAUACACAAAAUCCACCAACUUGACACCUCCUUACACCUCAGUAUUUCUACUGAUCCUGGAUUCUUUCAUUUCUGAAAUCUUACAGCAUGAAUUUCCUAUAGUUUUUCAAUUGUUUAGGUGAGGAGAGUCUUUCCCUUGCAACAAACUGUAAAAAACUUAAAAGCAAGCAUUAUUUCAUGCAUGUCUUUAUGUCUGUCUUAAAAGAUGAUAGGUUGUAAUUGUUGUUUUAAAAUUUUUGACCUAAAUUACUCAAGAGAGAGCCUUGAAGACUGGCAGCUCAACAGUUCAGACAUCCUAACCUUUGCCACUGCCACUGUUGCACCUUUGCCCUUUCCCCAAAGGGCCCCUGUAAAAAGCAGUGUCUGGCUAAGCAGGGUGUUCUUGAUAUUUCAGGAAUCACUGACGUUCCAGGAUGUGGCUGUGGACUUCACACGAGAGGAGUGGGACCAGCUCUACCCUGCUCAGAAGAAUCUUUACCGAGAUGUGAUGCUGGAGAACUACAGGAAUCUGGUCGCACUGGGGCAUCAACUUUAUAAGCCAGAGGUGAUCUCUCAGUUGGAGCAGGAGGAGCAAUGGAUGAUGGAAAGAGGCAGCUCAGGGGACAUUCGUGCAGGUGAGGAGCAAGCAUUUGGGUAUUUGCUGCUCAGUAAAGAGAAGCAGUCACUUUUGAAAUAUUCAACUGAGUGUGCUCCAAAUCUCUGCCUCUGGGAUUUAAAGAAUACUGAGGACUUUUUAAAUUCAGUUUAUGUUUGACUUUUUUCCAAAGUGGAAAUGGCUCUUUUUUUCCGAUUAAACAGAUAAUAUAUACUUACUAUUUAAAAAUUUACACAACACAAAAGUUACUUUCAAGGUAUUAAUUUUAACAUUCAUAAAUACCUUGGUGUUGUAAAUCUCCACAUAACAUUUUCUGGUCUUUAUUCAUACAUCCUCUCUCAGUAUUCUUUAAAUCUUUCCUUUCCAUGUCAAAGAUCCUCUGCCAUUUUUACCUACUUUUCAUUCUUUUUCCUUUUAUUAUCAAACUCUUUAAAUUUGCCUAAAACCCAUAACCUGAAUUUUAAUUCUUUAGAUUAUCUGUGUGAUAUGACCCCUGUCCUACCUGUACUACUAAAAUUGUUUACUUGGAGAUUACCGCUAACUUUCUAUCAGUCAAAUCCAGUGGCAAAAAAAAAAACAAAAACAAAAACAAAAAAAACAAAAAAACCCACAACGGUUAUUGUCUCCUAUGACUUUGUUGCAUUCACUUUGCUUUCUUGAAAUUUUCUUCCACCCUGGCUUGUGAUACACACAAUUCUUGUCUCUUGUAGUCUCAGUCUUGUAUCUCUACCUGCUUCUUUCACUACCUUCUGUCCCUUUUCAUUCUUCUAAAGGUAUGUAUUCCUACAGACGUGGUGCUCAAGUCUGCAGUACAUCACUUUAAAAUAGCCCUUCUGUGUCCUUUUCCCAUGUCUAUAUUUCUAGCCUCAGUAUUUCACUCACAUUCUCUUCCCAGAUUUCAGAUUAUAUUUUUGUUUAUGAAUGUCAUGCCAUUAUUUUAAUUAUUUCAAAACCUGGAUUUGUUGACUUUAUACUCUCUCUUUAAAGUAUCUCUUUAUUUUUAUUCAAUAUAUGAAGUUUAUUGUCAAACUGGUUUCCAUACAACACCCAGUGCUCAUCCCAAAAGGUGCCCUCCUCAA